Cryptococcus amylolentus CBS 6039 is the source of this 1359-nucleotide messenger RNA. RefSeq lists its product as hypothetical. Bases 29 to 1102 code for a protein of 357 amino acids. The transcript has 8 exons. Gene Ontology annotation, molecular function: oxidoreductase activity, acting on the CH-OH group of donors, NAD or NADP as acceptor. Lineage: Eukaryota; Fungi; Basidiomycota; Tremellomycetes; Tremellales; Cryptococcaceae. The record is from RefSeq and is a predicted model, not a curated record.
UCCACGAGGCAAUGCCCAUCAGCCCACAAUGACGCCCAACUCUCCCCUUAUCGCUAUCACCGGUAUCGAAGGCUUCAUCGCUACCGAGCUCGUCCUCUUGUUCCUCGCUCGAGGCUGGCACGUCCGCGGCUCUGCCCGUACCUUCACCCAAGCCGAAAAGCUCAAGAGCCUUCCCGCCUAUGAAAAGUACUUUGCCAGUGGCCAGCUUGAGGUGGUGGUAGUGGCGGAUGUGGCGAAGGCUGAUUUCACCGAGCUGCUCGAGGGUGCGGAUGCCGUGGCGAGCCUCGCGGCGCCUAUCCCCAAGCUUGGUGAUCCCACUAUCACUUGGAGCGACUUCAAGCGUCCUACUAUCGACCCUGUGCUGAGGAUCCUUGACUAUGCCAAAAAAUCUACCACUAUCAAGAGUGUCGCUAUCAUGUCAUCUUCCGGCUCCUCCAUCAGAUUGGACCAUCAACCCAACAAGGUCUACACCGAGGACGACGGGACGCCUUACACUGAGGAGUAUUGCGAGUCUCCUAGCGCUGCUACCCACCGUCUUGCCACUGUCAUCUGGUACUAUGCCGCCAAGAAGUAUGCCGAGGAGGCUGUUUUGAAGUGGCAGGAGACUGAGAAACCUUCCUUUGCUAUCUCUACUUUCUGUCCUUCCAUGGUCUACGGCCCUGCACACUAUAUCCCCUCCCUCGCCAAUCUCAAGGCUCUCACAGGCUCCACCGACGAAUUCCUCAACCUCUUUAUCGGUAAAGACCAGCCCUUCCCAAGACAGUUUUCGAGAAGCUUUGUGGAUGUUAGGGACGUUGCGGAGGCAUUUUAUCUUGGUAUUACCAAGGAGGCCUCGGGCAAGUAUUUGGUUUCGGGACACGAGUACAGCUGGCAAGAGUUUGCGGACAAGCUUAGGGGACUCCGACCCGACUUGGACGCUUACUUCCCGCUUGGAGAGCCUGGGACGCGGAUUCCGGAAGACUGGUCUAUGGAUUCUAGCAAGUCCAAGAGAGCUCUCGGUAUUGAAUACCGCUCGACUGAGGAGACUUUGAAAGGUGCUAUCGACUUCUUUGAGGGCCUUGGGCUGUUCAAGCAGGCACCCCUUUGGGCGAAGGCGGCCUAGGAUCAUGGUCGAAAAGAUACGGCUGCUCUCGAUGGGGUAUUCUUGCUAGAUGCGUACAUAGGUGUACAUGUAAGCUGUUGGCGAUAUCGGAGGAUGAUGAGGCUUAGGAGUGUUUCUCCAUGAUCGUCGUACAAGACAGCUUGUAGUGACGAAUGGUGUUGAAAGGCCUUUGUAUUUCGUAAGUUGACUGUCGAGUAGCUUCGCUGUAGUAGAAUAAUAUAGGACUCGAUUCACUUUACAUGCCAUCUGGCUCUCAU